Schistosoma curassoni is the source of this 554-nucleotide messenger RNA. NCBI's taxonomy places the organism in Eukaryota, Metazoa, Platyhelminthes, Trematoda, Strigeidida, Schistosomatidae. The record is from the annotation of a GenBank genome assembly.
GGCCGGAAUUAGUUACCAGUUGCCGUCAGCAAGUUCAGAAUCGUCUGUUUCUGGUCAAGGAUCCAGCAGCUGCAGACCUUCAGAUGUUAAUCGCACGCAGUGCCCCAUCUGUAGGUCUACGUACACAAAUACCUCUACAUCUUGGGAGUUGAUUGGCAUUCAGUCUCCAAAAAAUCAUAGAUAUCAAAUCUCAGAUACAUUUCCUGAAGUUGAUGAUAAUGGUACUGAUUCCAAAGAAGAAACAUCUUUCACCGUUAUUGGCCAUAAACAUAAUCCAACAGAGAAUGUUUAACUUGUCUAUUAGUUUCAUUGUAACACACUGUACAGUAACUUCAGAUUACUACACACUUUACUCCUAUCUUCAAUAACACAUUUCAUCUGAUUUUUUAUGAGCACAGGUGUUUGAAAUACUUAAUCAAAGUUUUCCACUGAACGAAGAAAUUAUAUAGUAACCACCAACCUUUUACCAAAGCCUUAAGAAAAGUAUAAAACUUAAUUAAUACUUUUCAUAAUUUCCUGAUCCUUAUAUUUAUGACAUUUGAUAUGUAUGAUUA